This is a messenger RNA of Lingula anatina, 2201 nucleotides long. RefSeq names its product ATP synthase F(1) complex subunit alpha, mitochondrial. Gene Ontology annotation, biological process: proton transmembrane transport; proton motive force-driven ATP synthesis. The record is from RefSeq and is a predicted model, not a curated record. NCBI's taxonomy places the organism in Eukaryota, Metazoa, Brachiopoda, Lingulata, Lingulida, Lingulidae. Gene Ontology annotation, molecular function: ATP binding; proton-transporting ATP synthase activity, rotational mechanism; ADP binding.
CCCUAACUAGUUCACGUUUUCCACCUUGGCGGCCAUAUUGGCAGAAUAGCUGGGGUCUUUCAGAAGCCGGCACGAUGCUUUCUGCAAAGAUUACAACAUCACUGGCCAGGCACUUGCCACGGACACUAUCUCAGGCCACAAAGAAUGUUUUAGCAGCUGGCCUGGUUUCAUCAAGACACAGUAUUUGCACAACACACAAAAAAUGUGCUACAGGUGGUUCCACGGAAGUCUCCUCUUUGCUGGAAGAUCGCAUCAUGGGCCAGUCCACCAUGGCCAAUGUAGAGGAGACUGGACGAGUCUUGUCCAUUGGUGACGGUAUUGCCCGUGUUUAUGGAUUGAAACAAUGUCAGGCAGAAGAAAUGGUGGAGUUUUCUUGUGGUCUAAAGGGCAUGUCCUUGAACUUGGAGCCAGACAAUGUAGGUGUUGUGGUGUUUGGUAAUGACAGAUAUAUCAAAGAAGGAGAUGUGGUGAAAAGAACUGGGGCUAUUGUGGAUGUUCCCAUUGGAGAAGAACUUCUAGGCAGAGUAGUCGAUGCUUUGGGCAAUAGUAUCGAUGGAAAGGGUCCAAUUCAAUCUAAGAAGCGUGCCAGAGUGGGUCUAAAAGCCCCUGGUAUCAUUCCCCGUACCUCUGUCAAGGAGCCCAUGCAGACUGGAAUCAAAGCUGUUGACAGUCUGGUGCCAAUUGGGCGUGGUCAGCGUGAACUGAUUAUUGGUGACAGACAGACGGGGAAAACUGCCAUUGCUAUUGAUACAAUCAUCAACCAGAAGCGCUUCAAUGAGGGCAGCAAUGAAAAGAACAAACUGUACUGUAUCUAUGUUGCUAUCGGCCAGAAGAGAUCCACUGUUGCACAGCUAGUUAAGAGGCUUACUGAUGCAGAUGCCAUGAAGUACACCAUUGUGGUCAGUGCCACUGCCUCUGAUGCUGCUCCACUGCAAUACCUGGCCCCAUACUCUGGAUGUGCUAUGGGAGAGUACUUCAGGGAUAAUGGCAAACAUGCCUUGAUCAUCUAUGAUGAUUUGUCAAAGCAGGCUGUUGCCUACCGUCAGAUGUCUCUGCUUUUGCGUCGUCCUCCAGGACGUGAGGCUUACCCAGGAGAUGUGUUUUACCUGCAUUCACGUCUGUUGGAGAGAGCUGCUAAGAUGAAUGACAACUUUGGUGGUGGCUCUCUGACUGCAUUACCAGUUAUUGAGACCCAGGCUGGUGAUGUGUCUGCUUACAUCCCAACCAAUGUGAUUUCCAUUACUGACGGGCAGAUUUUCUUGGAGAAUGAGCUGUUCUACAAGGGUAUUCGCCCUGCCAUUAAUGUGGGUCUGUCUGUAAGUCGUGUAGGCUCUGCAGCCCAGACCAAGGCCAUGAAACAGGUGGCUGGUAGGAUGAAGCUGGAAUUGGCCCAGUACCGUGAGGUUGCAGCCUUUGCUCAGUUUGGUUCUGAUUUAGACCAGUCUACACAGAACUUGUUGAAUAGAGGUGUGAGGUUGACAGAAUUGUUGAAACAGGGACAAUAUGUGCCCAUGGCCAUCGAAGAGCAGGUAGCAGUCAUCUAUGCUGGUGUGAGAGGACAUCUUGAUAAAAUGGAUCCAUCUAGAAUCACGGCCUUUGAGGAGGAAUUCCUUGCUCACAUUCGUGCCACACAGAAAGAGCUCCUAACUGUCAUUAAAAAUGAAGGCCGAAUCACUGAUGCCACAGAUGCAAAGUUAAAAGAUGUAGUCACAAGUUUCCUAGCAGGGUUUAAGUAGUAAAAUAUAUUGAACUAUAUGUUUAUUGAUUUGCUUUAAUAGAAAAUUGGAAAAGUACAAGUUUGAGAGGGAAAACAAUACAGAUGUGAUGUACCAUUGGUUUGAGUGAUCUUGCUUUGCACAAACAUGGAUAUAAAAUUCACAAAUCCACAAAACUUGGAAAUAAAAACUAUUUAGACUCUGCAUAGAAGAAAUCUUUGACAAGUGGGCAAAGCUCUACAUUAGUAUAAGUGUGGUCCAGUUGUAUGUUACAAAAAUGAUGUGCCGUUCUUAAUAAAAUUGUUAACCAACACAAUAAGCUGGUGCUCAAUUCUUUUGAGAUAUUUUCCUGCAGAAAAUAGUAUUGUCAACAGUUGCCAAUGUAUAUAUUUAGGAUUGGAGACGGUCAAAUGUGGAAAAUACUGCAGUUGGGCAUCAGUCUGUUGGAAAUGGUAUUGAAGAGAAUAAAAUGAAGUUUAAAAAAUG